CGACUAUUAGCUGGGUUUUGGUACGUGAACAGUGCGUAGUUAAAUUAUUUGGACACACACACUCACUGAAAGGUACAUGCACCCACACAGUGACACCAUUUUGCUCUCUAACAAUCUUGCUAAUUAUAAUUGUUAAUUAAUUCUCUUGCUGUGUCUUCAUCAAGAGACUAAUAACCUACAUUUUCAUUAAUUAGACCUUCAACCCUCUCUAUCUCUCUGGUUCCCUCCCUCCUCCCUUGUUCUCUAGUCGCAGUGUCAGUUAAUAUUGUGCCUGUGUCAGUGACAGUAGAUGCACUGCUUUUCGCCCUUUCUCAGUGUCAGCGUACAGUACACGUCUGCUGGUUUCCUCAGAGAGAGUGAGCGCCUGUGUGUACAGUGUACCGCAUAUUGUUCCCAUCUGCCUGUCGGUGCCCGUGUUUCUGUAGUGCCUUGUCUCCCUCUGCCUAGCCCCGACAGCACUGUUUCUGUAGCCCUUGCACAAGAGUUACCAUAGGCAGUUCGACCUGUGCUGAAAUGCUAACACUGUACCGUGCCCCAGUUGCCUGACACAAUAGCGUAGAUGCUAUCGCCAGUUUUCUGCUCAUUCAUUAUUCUGCCUCUUUUAAUAUUGCUACUGUUGGGAAGAAUGAUGGUGCUGAAUACGUCCACACAGCCUCUAAGCAUUUUUUUUACGUUCACAGUAUUGAAAAUGUUUUGAUAAAUAAAACUUUGAUACGGUACCCGCUGUACUUAAACACCAGCUACCGUUGUCAUUAAUGAAUGUCGCCCUUGAUACUGCCAAGCCUCUUAUGAUGACUGCUAAUAUUUCAUUGCGCCUGUAGCAUUCAGGAUGCGAUCCUCGGUUCAUUGGCGCUAUCGUUGGGCUGUAAGUGCUAUUACAUCACGGUAACCGCUCUCGUCACAGGUGCUGCCACCAGUGACGCUAUUGGCUGUCGGAGAGCCCCCCGUCGACGGCGAGCGACAAUUUUUGUCUCUGUCCCCCUUCUGCUCAAUCCUUCACUCUCCUGAGAGAUGUAACCCAGAUUUCAAAUGAAUCAUUGCGUAUUCCUCCAUCUCCCUCCCUCCUCUAUCUCUCUCUCUCUCUCCCUCUCUCUUUCUCUCUCACUCUCUCUCCCUCUCUCUUUCUCUCUCUCUCUCUCUCUCUCUUUCCUUUCCCCCCUUCCCCUAGGUAAAACCAGUAUCAAUCUUGGAAAGAGAAUAUCACUUCUGCCUCUUCAUCCUGUGCUUCUCCGGGGUGUGGGGAUAUACAGCACUGUGCUCCUCUAACACCCUUUGGUUCCUGGAAAGCUUCUAUCUCAUCACUUGCCCCUUCUUUUUUUUUGUUGGCAAGUUUUCGUCUUUUUUUUCCCCUUUCGGCUCUGCCCCUGUCACAGUUUGCAUUGUCUUUUUCUCUCUCUUUCUCUCACUCCUUAUUUUUUUAUGUAAAUCAGUGGCAGCAGUGUUAAGAUAAGGUUUACAUUCAAAGAUAGGAGGAAGAUACAGAGGGACCGAGGAAGAGGAUCACUUUGGUCUUUGAUCAAAUCUGUCAGCGAGAAGCUGUAAAUACAGUCUCUCUUUCCCCCUCGCCCCCCCCCCUCCCAAAGCCAGCAUGUCGGCUCCUGUUUCCCCGUCCCCCUCCCUGUCCCCACUGGUCCUCGCCGCCUCCUCCCCUUCCCCGUCCCCUUUGGCUUCCCCCCUGCCCUCCCCUCUCUCCCCGCCGCCCCGAGUGCCCGUCUUCCAGAGGAGGGGGGCCCUGAAGCACAAGCACAUCAUCGAGGUGAAGGACCACCAGUUCACCGCCCGCUUCUUCAAGCAGCCCACCUUCUGCAGCCACUGCACUGACUUCAUAUGGGGUAUUGGAAAGCAGGGCUUCCAGUGUCAAGUAUGCGGUUUUGUGGUUCACAAGCGCUGUCACGAGUUUGUCACCUUUACCUGUCCUGGAGCUAUGACGGGCCCCAAACCUGAGGACGUGAAGAGCAAACACAAGUUCAAGAUACACACCUACUCUAGUCCCACCUUCUGCGACCACUGUGGCUCGCUGCUCUAUGGCCUCAUCCACCAGGGCAUGAGAUGUUCCAGCUGUGAGAUGAAUGUACACAAGCGCUGCGAGGCCAGUGUUCCUAGCCUGUGCGGCCAUGACCACACGGAGAAGAGAGGACGAAUCCACCUGACCAUCAGAGGAGAGCGAGAGGAGAUUCACAUCACAGUCCGAGAGGCGCGGAACCUGAUUCCCAUGGACCCAAACGGGCUCUCGGACCCCUACGUGAAGCUGAAGCUGAUCCCCGACCCCAAGAGCCAGAGCAAGCAGAAGACGCGCACCAUCCGCUCCACGCUCAACCCCGUGUGGAACGAGAGCUUCACCUUCUCGGUGCGGGGCCGACAGUGGGACCGGCGUCUGUCGGUGGAGGUGUGGGACUGGGACCGCACUUCCCGGAACGACUUCAUGGGGGCGCUGUCCUUCGGCGUGAGCGAAAUCUUCCGGCGCUCCGUCUGCGGCUGGUUUAAGCUGCUCAACCAGGACGAGGGGGAAUACUACAACAUCCCCGUCCCGGACCAGGAUUUACAGGAGACCCUACUGGCUCCGCCCCCUUCCCUGCCUCCUCCCCCAAUAGCUGUCCCAACCCCAGUGACUGCUCCCACUCCCUCCUGUCCCUCAGUGCUCUCCCCAGGGAAGAUCCGACUGGGACUGAAGGACUUCAACUUCUUAAUGGUGCUUGGCAAAGGCAGCUUUGGCAAGGUUCUGCUGGCCGAGGAGAGGAGCACUGAGAGGCUGUUUGCGGUGAAGGUGCUGAAGAAGGACGUCCUCUUCCAGGACGAGGACACAGAGAGCGCCAUGGUGGAGAGGAGGGUGCUGGGGCUCAGCGGGCGCCCCCACUUCCUCACCUGCCUGUACUGCGCCUUCCAGACUGAGGACCGUCUGUAUUACGCGAUGGAGUACGUGAACGGCGGCGACCUGAUGUUUCAUAUUCAGAUCGUGGGGAAGUUCAAAGAGCCGCACGCCGCGUUUUACGGCGCGGAGGUCGCCGUUGGCCUCUUCUUCCUCCACAGCAAAGGCAUCAUAUACAGAGACCUGAAGCUGGACAACGUGCUGCUGGACAGCGAGGGCCACAUCAAGAUCGCGGAUUUCGGGAUGUGCAGGGAGGGGAUGCUGGAGAACGAGACCACGCGCACUUUCUGCGGGACCCCCGACUACAUCGCCCCCGAGAUUGUGGCCUACCAGCCCUAUGGAAAAGCUGUAGACUGGUGGUCUUAUGGAGUCCUGCUGUAUGAAAUGCUGGCUGGACAGCCUCCAUUUGACGGAGUGGACGAGGAGGAGCUGUUUCAGGCCAUCAUGGAACAGAGUGUCUCCUACCCAAAGAACCUCUCCCGUGAAGCCGUCUCCAUCUGCAAAGGGUUCAUGACCAAACACCCAGGGAAGCGUCUCGGAAGUGGGGAGGAGGCAGAGAGAGAGAUUCGAGACCAUCCCUUCUUCCGUUGGAUCGACUGGGAGAGGCUUGAGAGAUUGGAGAUCCAACCUCCAUUCAAGCCCAGGACUGGAGGAAGGAAAGGGGAGAAUUUUGACAAGUUCUUCACAGCCGCCCCGUCGGUCCUGACCCCCUCCGACCCCGACGUGCUGGCGGAAAUCGACCAAGACGACUUCCAAGGCUUUUCCUUCAUCAACCCCAACUUCCAUCCUUCCCCCCUCUCCGUGGUCUGAGCUGAAGGAGGAGGGGAGACAGGAAUGCUGUUCGCUGGCGUUACCCCUGCUGGACACUACUCUACCCUCUAACGCUAGCACUGAGAGAGAGCUAGGGGCGUGCUCUCAACACACACAGUAGGCACUCAACACUCACAUGGGCACAAGGGUACAGUUAUGGUCCUGACAUGCAAAAAAACAAAAACAAAAAAAACAAAGGGGUCAGUAUUCAAUAGAUGGCAUUUAAUCAGAUUCUCCAACAGGUAGGUAUUUUUCAAUUCACCGUGUAUUUUGGAGGCGUCCGAUAACUUGGAGGUGUUCUAAAUGGCAUAAAAAGCAAAGGUACACAACCGGUACACUAUUUCUGUAAAAAAUUACAGUUUGAGAAAGAAAUAUUAGAGUGAGACAAAUCCAAGCUUGCUUUUCUAACUAAAUGAAUGGAUGGUAACUUUUUGGAAGCUGGUUGAAUGUCCAGGCACUUAACUUACAAAUGUGGUAUUCUGAUUACAUCAUGAAGGCACCUUGCCAUUUUAAAAGAAUUAUAUAAGCAUUUUAGAACAUAUAAUUAUAAUAGUACUAGAAUAGUAUAAUUUAAAUAUGUGACUUUGAAGACCAUGUCACAGUUUUGAAGGUCACAAUAGAUUGCCUACCUUCUUUUAUGUUAAGUACAUAACCAUACAUGCGCACGUCUCAUCCCCUGACAUACAUUCACAUUUGCUAUAGGUUCACACUUUCACACUUUCCCCACAUUUAAACCGAACUGUGAAUGAACUGGCAAGCACUUGGCUGCUACUGAUAGCAACACUUCCUUGUUGUACCAAACUGACCACUGGCCAUCACUUUCUCCGUUAUUUCAUCAAAGAACGUCUGCCACAAUUACACACUGCUGACCACUCUACUGUAUCUGUUAUUAAGGUUGUGCCUUUUGAGACACGCAUAACCAAUGUAUUUAUUCAUUUUUAUCACAUGGCUAAAUCGUACUGUUCUCCGUGUCUGGGAGAUUUCGUGCUGGCCUGGCACUUCGACCCCGAGUUUGAGCUGAAGAGGCAAUGUGUCAGUGUGGGGCUCUCUGAUGGAAGUCACUCAGGGCAAACCUGGGCUGACUCAGCUGCUGCUGCAGUUCUCUGGAUGACAUGGGUUGAUCCCCAGCUGAAGGAGGCAAGAGACAUAAACCUGUCCCGUGUGUAGCACCAGUACAGUGGUACAAUGUGAAGAUAGUAAAGAUAAUUCACAAUGUUCAUCCCGUAUGGGUAAUGUGCAGAUAUGCAAGUUUCACACUGCGGCCAAUAGACAUGCGCAGUACAAUUGGUUGUUCGUUUGCCCGGCGGUUAUGUUCUUGGAAAAAACAACAUGCGAUAAUGUGUGGGCGGAAAGAAUAUAAAAAGAAAGCGAAGAUACGUGCCAAAUUGGAGUUUUAGUUUCAUGUUGAUAAGAUGUCCCCUGUAAGCUAUACAUCCUACAAACAGGCACUGAUACCAACAAUAGGCCUGAUCGAUGAGAACACAGAUGUCUUCGAAGUUAAGACUCCGCGAAUCGCCUCUUCGCAGGCCAAUCCAACACUGCCAUUGUACCAAAGCCAAAACAGUUAUUUGCUUGCCUCAUUUUUUGAGGCCCAGUCACACACGUUUCUCUUUGUGCUCAUAGCAUGUACUUAUUAAAGGAAAGCAAGAGACAGAUGAAUGUUUCAGUCAUGUUAUUCGGAAACUCCUUGAGUGGAAGGCCCCCGGACACAAACACCCUGUUGCGUCGUCUUUCAGUCUGUGCCAUGAGAGUAGAGUCGAGGCAGAUGUAUGAACUGCAGUGUGAAGUCCUCGUGCUCAACACCUUUUUCAAACUCAUUUCAAUGUAGGCCAAGGUCAAAGUGCCAGUAUGCAAGGAAUCUGUGACAACAAUAGUUACAUUGUUAAAUUAUACUGACAGACAGACAAAAAGAGAGACAUAUAGAUAGAUAGAUAGUUAGAUAGAUAGAGAUAGCUGAAUUAAUCCCAACAAAAACUUAAUAAUUAAAUGCUUUAAAGGAAAUAUAUGUUGAGUUAUUGUGUUUAUUUGUUUGGUAAUAUCUUGGUGUGUCUCUCUGCAUUGAAAACCUUAAUAAAUCAAAUAAUUCCUCUGUGA
Molecule: messenger RNA, 5770 nt
Organism: Anguilla anguilla (European eel)
Lineage: Eukaryota; Metazoa; Chordata; Actinopteri; Anguilliformes; Anguillidae
Gene: prkcg
Product: protein kinase C, gamma
Exons: 17
Coding region: 1589-3676 (695 amino acids)
Biological process (GO): protein phosphorylation
Molecular function (GO): diacylglycerol-dependent serine/threonine kinase activity; zinc ion binding; ATP binding
Source: RefSeq, a predicted model, not a curated record